CCCCCCCCCCCCCCCCCGGGCCCGGCGCUGGCGAUGCGGCUCCUGAAAGCCGGGGUGUGGCUGUUGGUUGGGACCGGGGCCGCGGCGCUGUGUUGGGCUGUGGCGGCCCCCGGGCCGCACCGCAGCGACACCAUCCGGAAGGAGCUUCCGGAAUCCAAUCCACUGCGGAAGCGGGAGACCGACCGCAGGAACGCUCUGGUCAUGCAGGUCAUCAAGGAGGCCGCGGAGACGGAGGAGAACGUGGCCUGGAGGACGGACUGGAGGAAAUGAGCGGCAGGAACGGGAAGAGGCCAUUCAGCCCCUCGCUCUGUGCCUCAACUCCAAUUUCCCGCCCUUUCCCCAUUUCCCUUGACACCCGGACUUAAUAUCUCCUUUCGUUCCCAUCAAGGUAUCCCCCUCAGCUCCUGGUAACCCCCCGCAGCCAAAGCCUUAACUAGC
Messenger RNA from Callorhinchus milii (elephant shark), 438 nucleotides. Its product is annotated as ubiquinol-cytochrome-c reductase complex assembly factor 3. The coding region runs from base 34 to 270 and encodes 78 amino acids. The record is from RefSeq and is a predicted model, not a curated record. Gene Ontology annotation, biological process: mitochondrial respiratory chain complex III assembly. The transcript has 2 exons. NCBI's taxonomy places the organism in Eukaryota, Metazoa, Chordata, Chondrichthyes, Chimaeriformes, Callorhinchidae.